Dromiciops gliroides (monito del monte) is the source of this 306-nucleotide messenger RNA. RefSeq names its product 28S ribosomal protein S36, mitochondrial-like. Gene Ontology annotation, biological process: 2-oxoglutarate metabolic process. NCBI's taxonomy places the organism in Eukaryota, Metazoa, Chordata, Mammalia, Microbiotheria, Microbiotheriidae. The record is from RefSeq and is a predicted model, not a curated record. The transcript has a single exon. The coding region runs from base 1 to 306 and encodes 101 amino acids.
AUGGGCAGCAAGAUGGCAGUGGCCACCCCGGUCAUGCAGGUUGUCAAGCCACAUACUCCACUAAUAAGGUUACCUAACAGAAAAGGCUACCCCAAACUGAAUGUACCAGAAUCUUUAACAUCAUUCAUGCUUUCAUCUCACACUUCUAUAGUACCACAGCAUUCUGUGAGUGGUAAAUUGAGUUUGUCAAUGAAUCGUGGUCUGCCAGAUACUGCUGAAAUCAUAAAAACAUUACCACAGAAAUACAGGAGGAAACUCAUGUCUCCAGAAGAGAUUGAAUUUAUUCAACAUGGAGGUCCAGAGUAG